Fimicolochytrium jonesii is the source of this 3213-nucleotide messenger RNA. RefSeq names its product Piwi domain-containing protein. NCBI's taxonomy places the organism in Eukaryota, Fungi, Chytridiomycota, Chytridiomycetes, Spizellomycetales, Powellomycetaceae. The transcript has 8 exons. Bases 121 to 2832 code for a protein of 903 amino acids. Gene Ontology annotation, molecular function: protein binding; RNA binding. The record is from RefSeq and is a predicted model, not a curated record.
AGUAAUGGCUUUCAGUUUUCCCUUUCCCGGUCGCGGCCGGUCGUAUGACGGCGCAGCGGUUCACUUUGGGCUCUGUUUACUGACACCUGACGCUUUUCCAGAAUUCCGUCACCCCUGGAAAUGUCACAACAGAGUCCGGUCAAGCUCACCGAUCUUCCGCUCCGACCUACCCCUGGGAAGGAAGGCAAGCCCAUUAAGGUCAGGUGCAACAUCUUUCCAUUAAGGCUGCUUGCAGAGACGGUUGCGUACCAAUAUGAUGUCGUGAUGACCCCUGAGGUUCCCGCUUUGGCCAAACGUGCCUGGCGUGUAGCUCAAGAGACGUUCAGGGACGGCAACAAGAAAUCCUUCAUCGCUUUUGAUGGGAAAAAGAAUGCGUUCAGCACGCAGGAAUUCACAAAUCUCACCGUCACGGUCACCGUCGAUAAAGAUGAGGAGGAAUACUACCCUCCAAUGCCAGAGCAACCUCAGGGUGGUAGCUCAGGGCGUGGAGGCAGAGGUGGAAGCCGAGGUGGCCGCGGAGGAUCGCGUGGAGGGUUCUCGCCCGUCAUGUCUCGGCCUGUGACCGCCGGUCCGCCCGCGAAAGCAAAAGGGCCCGCCGCGGGUGCCGUUAAGCGCCCAUCGCAGACUGAGGAGGUCAAGAUUGUCAUCAAGCAGGUGGCCAAGAUUGAUUUCCAUUCGCUAUUGCUCUUCAUGACCAAGAAAGGACCGGAGGACGAGACUGCUUUACACGCAACCACCGCGUUGAGCACUGUCCUUCGCCACGUUCCUGGCUUGACCUUCGUGACAGCAGGUGCUAACUUCUACAGCCCCGAAGAUCGCACGCACAUUUCAGGAGGCCUGGAAAUCUGGAGGGGAUACCACCAGAGUAUCCGGGUCAUGAUGGCGGGUCAUCUAGGCGUCAACGUCGAUGUGGCUGCCACGGUCUUCCGUCAAGGAGAAGUCUCGCUCCUCGAACUUCUCCAAAAUGCCUUCCGCGCUCGCGAUAUGAACGAUCUCCAAGCCUUGAUCAAAAACAUCGGUCCUGUUGCUCUCCGAUCGAAGCUUACGAGCGAGUUCAAGGGCGCCAAUGUUGUGACCACCCACCGUCCCGACAUGAAACAACGAUUCAACAUCGGAAGCUUCUCUCGCGACUCGGCAGACACUUAUCUGUUUGAGGUUGGGGGCAAGAAGGUCUCUGUCGCACAGUACUUCCAGUCCCAGUACAACAUGAAGUUGCAAUACCCUUUCUUGCCUGUCGCCUUGAAGUCAAACGGCAAAUCGGCGUUCCCCAUUGAGUUCCUGAAGAUGAGCCCUUCACAGAGGUUCAAGAAGAAGUUGAACGGGGAUCAAACAUCUGAUAUGAUUCGUGCCACUGUUCAGCGCCCGUUGGAUCGUGAGAAGAAGAUCGCCAAUGCAGUCAAUGGUACCCUCAAGUACCAGAACAACGAUCUCUUGAAGUCCUUCGGUCUCGUUGUCGACCCCACUCCCAUGACGAUUCCGGCCCGAAUUCUCAACGCGCCGAACGUCGUCUUUGGCGCCAACCAAGCUUUUAAGGGUACAGAAGGAUAUUGGAGGCUCGGCAAGGCCCUCGCGAAGCCCUCGAAAAUCAAUAGUUACGCGUUUGCCUUUUUCACUCGCAUAUCUGAAGGCGAAGCCCGCGACAUCCGGGACCAACUCCUGGACGUCUUCCAACGCACCGGCAUCCAGUUCGGCUCAAUGGAGGACUCGCCGUUGAAGAUCCAGAACCCCGAAGAUUCUCAAAAUGUGCGCCGAUGUCUGGUGCAGUUGGCCACGGAAGCUUCCAAGACGUACAAGUUCCGCUGCCAGAUUAUCUUUUGCAUUGUUCCCAAGGGAAUCAAAAUUGACGGCGGGACACGAGUCUUGUAUGAGGAAAUUAAGAGGAUCACCUUGACCGACAUGGACGUGCUGUCGCAGUGCAUGGACAUUGGCAAAGUGAAUCUCGCUAAACUCAACGCCAAGUACUCUGAGAACGUUGCUUUGAAGGUCAACGUUAAGAUGGGUGGUGCUACAAACUUCGUCGACAAGCUCCCCAUGAUGGACAAACCGACCCUGAUAUGCGGUGCAGACGUCACCCACGCCCACGCCGGCUCAGCGGCCCCUUCUGUGGCUGCCGUUGUCACCUCAACCGAUCGCUCUGCUACAAAGUACCGCACCUUUCUCUCCGCCCAGCCCUCGCGGGUGGAGAUCAUCCAAGACAUGGAGCGCAUCAUGGUCGACGCCAUCGGCGCAUUCGUGGCCGCCCAGGGCACACCGCCUGCCCGAAUCAUCUUUUUCCGUGACGGUGUCUCCAGUGGACAAUUCAAGGAAGUCCGCGAGACGGAGAUCGCCGCUAUCAAGAAAGCUCUGGCGAAACGGAAACUCAACAAUGUGCAGUUGACGUUCAUCAUUGUCCAGAAAAGACAUCACAUCCGUUUGUUCCCGAACGACAACCAUCAGGACAAGUCGGGCAAUUGUUUGCCGGGUACCACCAUUGACACCGUCAUCACCCACCCAACGGAGUUCAACUUCAUCCUACAAUCCCACGCCGGUUUGCAGGGCACCUCACGUCCGACCCUCUACCACGUCAUAUGGGAUGAGAUCCAGAUGGGGUCCGACAACCUGCAGCAGCUUUGCUACAACCUGUGCUUUUUGGCCGAGAGAGCUACCCGGAGUAUCAACAUGGUAGCCCCGGCGUACCGGGCGCAUUUGGCUGCGUACUACGGCCGAAUGUUCCUCGAAGGCGAUUUCGGGUCAGAUGCCGCAUCGGCCCUCAGCGGAACGUCCCAAGAGAUCCCUGUCUCGCUGCGUAAAGUCCAGGCCACCAUGGAUCAACACACCAUGUACUACAUGUGAUCCCAUCCUAGUGAAAACGCAUGCCUCGCCGUUCCAGCGAACCGCAUGCAUCGUAUCGUCCUGCCUGGCCGGCUGAAAGCAUCCGCCGACACUUCGCGGACAAAUUCCGCUUUUUUCGAUAUAUACCUCGAUCGUCCGUUCUCUGGAUACGUACUGCGACUAAUGUUAUGACCUGGUAGUACUGUCGAGCAUUUGCGUUUAUAGUCCCCUUCAUACCUUAGUAUCCUGUCUGUCUUAUCAUUUCGCCGUUCCCUUCGUCUGCUGACUUCCCGUUUUUGUUCGGCUGGGUCGUUUUUGUCUUUCUUGUAUCUUUUACCUUUUUGAACUGCCUAUCGGCUUUCUGUCGUCUCAAUACUACCGUAUUGAAUAUCCAUGAAAUCA